This is a messenger RNA of Linderina pennispora, 1263 nucleotides long. RefSeq names its product PLC-like phosphodiesterase. The transcript has a single exon. Gene Ontology annotation, molecular function: glycerophosphodiester phosphodiesterase activity. Lineage: Eukaryota; Fungi; Kickxellomycota; Kickxellomycetes; Kickxellales; Kickxellaceae. The record is from RefSeq and is a predicted model, not a curated record. Gene Ontology annotation, biological process: lipid metabolic process. Bases 1 to 1263 code for a protein of 420 amino acids.
AUGAGGAUCCACGCACUCGCCUCCGCGUCGCUGGCCAUCAUCGGCACCACAUCAGCCUUCAUCGACGACACGCGCGAUCUCAAGUGGAACACGCUGGAUGGCAAGAAGACGCAGCUCGUUGGGCACCGCGGCGAGAAGGCAUUCAUGCCCGAGCACUCUCUCGGCUCGUACUGGCAGGCCGCGCUCGAGGGCGCCGACUUCAUUGAGCCCGACCUGACUCUGACCAAGGACGGCCACCUGGUUGUCAACCACAACGAGUGGAUUGGCGACCUGACCAACGCCAAGGAGAUCCCUGAGCUGCAAAAGUACCGGCGCAACCUCACGUGGACCGACGACGACGGCACGUUCCAUGACAUCAAGAACGAGUACUUUAUCCACGACAUGACCCUGGAGGACAUCAAGAAGGUGCGCACACACCAGGCCAACAUGACGUUCCGCCCGCAGAUCUACAACGGCUACUUUGGGCUGCUGACUUUCGAGGAGUACCUGCAGACGAUCCGCGAGCUGACCGUCAAGCUGGGCCGUCCGUUCGGCGUCAUCCCCGAGCUCAAGUCGCCAAAGCUGUACAACACCAACCGCACCUACAGCCGCUACUUUGAGGACCGCGCCAUCAUUACGCUGAACCACUACGGCUGGGCCAAGAUCACCAAGAAGAUCAACACCGCGGCUCACAAGGACCUGAAGCUGGCGCCAGUCAAGCCGCUGCCGGCCGGCACCAAGGUCGGUCCCUCGGUCUGGCAGUGCUUUGACCAGGACACGGCAAAGUAUCUGUCCAGCCACACUGAUGUGCCUGUCGUUGCCCUGAACGAGAACACGCCUGCUUUCUUCACGCCCAAGGGUCUCGACCAGGUUGCCAAGUACGCCAAGAUCGUCUCACCGUGGAAGGACUUCUUUGUCACUGGCGCCGAGGCCUAUCUGAAGUCGCAGAACAUCACCUGGGAUCCUAAGGAGAUCAAGCGCCUUGGUGGCUUCAUCGCGCCCGACCAGCUGGCCAAGGAGAUCCACAAGCGCGGGAUGACGAUCUCGCCGUACACGUUCUACGACUCGCACCAGAACAUGCUGUACCUGUGCCAGGACCCAAGCAUCAAACCGGCCAGCCGCAGCGGAUUCUGCCCCAAGAACAAGACCGAGGAGUUCUUCUACUUCUUUGACCAGGGCAUGGACUACAUGUUUGUCGAGGACAUUGUCGAGGCAAACGUCCUGCGCAUCCUCUACGCCAACAAGCUGGAGAACCAGCAGCGCAAGGGCUACUAUGCUGCUUAA